This is a messenger RNA of Paramuricea clavata, 309 nucleotides long. The record is from the annotation of a GenBank genome assembly. Lineage: Eukaryota; Metazoa; Cnidaria; Anthozoa; Malacalcyonacea; Plexauridae.
GGUAAAGAUGGUAGAAAAGGGAAGAUCAUAAGAAAACUGAGGUUCCUGGAUUCCUUUAAGUUUAUGCCAAGCUCACUGGACAAGCUCGUCAGGGGUGUGGGAAGGAACGUCUUUAGGAAUUUGGACCUAAUGUCAGCAUGCUACACCAACGGACAGAAAGAUCUGCUCAAACAGAAGCGUGUUUACCCCUAUGAAUACAUGGAUGGUUUCGACAGACUCGGAGUAACAGCGCUCCCACCGAAGGAGAAGUUCUUCAGUAAGCUGAAUAACGAAAGCAUCGGUGAUAUGGACUACAAAAGAGCUCAGACC